AGGUGCAGUCGUAUGUCUGAAGAAUGUGAGCUGCCAUUCAUACGCACUCAACCAAGUGGCAGUGCUGAAGUGACGACGAAUUCUCUACGAACUAGUACAAGUAAUGUUGAAAGCUUGGAAAUACUAAGCAAACUAAGCGGUGUGGUCAUACAACAACGUAUUAAUGUUACUGAAAUACUUACUUCCAUUAAUAUGGCGAAUAUAUACGACAUCUAUGAUUUCACGGGUCGUCUGUUAUUCGUUGCGUAUGAAGAAUCUAGCUGUUUAUGUAGGUGUUGUAUGCCUAGUCGGAAUGGAUUUAUUAUGCAUAUAUUUGAUGAAAACAGUUUACAGGAACUCAUACGAUUCAAGCGUAAAUGUAAAUUUUGUUGUUGUUGUACAAAUGAUUGUACAAAACUAUGUGCCUGUCUCGAUUGCUGUAGUGAAAUGAUAUCCGUCGAAUCCCCACUUGGACACAAGAUCGGCACUGUGAAUCAAAUAUGUGGAACAAAAUUAAAAUUUAAUGUUUGUGAUAAUAGUGGUUUUAUGGCACAAAUCAUUGGACCCUCAUGUUGUUGUAUGGGUUGUUGUACUUCGGGUUUCAUUGGAAACGUAUUCAAGAUUUAUGACCAUCAAGAAGCUAUUGGAACGAUUGCUAAAAAAUUUGUUGGAAUAUGUACACAAAUAUUCACUGUAGCUAACGUCUUUCACAUUCGAUUCCCUGUGGAUAUGUCAAUAGAAGGAAAAAUUCUUCUUCUUUCGGCGAUAUUCCUUGUAGACUAUGUCGCAUUCAAAUAUGCUAGCUGAACAGACGGGC
Messenger RNA from Cylicocyclus nassatus, 796 nucleotides. Lineage: Eukaryota; Metazoa; Nematoda; Chromadorea; Rhabditida; Strongylidae. The record is from the annotation of a GenBank genome assembly.